Molecule: messenger RNA, 3560 nt
Organism: Cercospora beticola
Lineage: Eukaryota; Fungi; Ascomycota; Dothideomycetes; Mycosphaerellales; Mycosphaerellaceae
Source: RefSeq, a predicted model, not a curated record
CUUUUGGUCUCGACCGUGAGACCUGUUGAGAUUGUGAAUUGGAACAAAACACGACACGCAGCACACCUCGCCGAGAGUCUAUAUGUUCGGGGGCCAGCCAGCCCUCAUUCGCCAUGUCGCCGCCAUAUAACAGGACAACCAAACGAGAAGAGCCCCAUCAUCCCGCGUUUCCGUCCGCGUCGUCGAGAGAGCACAGUCCGAAAGUCACCAGCCUCAACCUGCCCGCACCGGUAGCAGGUGGUCGGUCGCGGCGGCAAUCAUGACCAUUCCUGUAGUGCGGAAGAGAGCGAAGAAGCCCAAGACUCGAACGGGCUGUCGCACCUGUCGAGCCCGCCACAUCAAGUGCGAUGAAGCCAGACCCGCGUGCCGCAGGUGUGUGGCGUCGAACCGCGAAUGUGCUGGCUAUGAUGUUGUACGGCCUUCAGCCACAGCUGGCAACCAAUGCUCUUUGCUGCUCCCCAAAGGAGGCAUGGAAGUGGAACUGGCUACUGCUUCUUCUUCACAGCCACCACUGCAAGCACUACCGCUACUGCAUCCGCACCAUCCAAUGACAAAGCCGGCUACAUUUUUCACGCCCAUGAGCACAUAUGAAGCUCACGCGUACGAUUUCUUUAGAACUAAGACUAUUCAUCAAUUGCCUGGCAGUUCAUGGACGAUGAAUUGGGAGCGUUUGGCGCUGCAGGCGGGACAUUAUGAGCCGGCUAUCACGCAUGCGGCUAUUGCGUUGGGGUCGAUACAUCGUGCGGUUUCUGCUGCUUCGCCUGGAUCGUCGUCGCCGCCGACAGGGUCGCCUGGUGCGAUGACUGAUCAUGUUGUCGAUCGGGAUCAGCGCUUCUUUGCUUUGUGUCAGUAUAACAAGGCAUUGGGUCUGAUUCGGAGAUAUAUUGAAGCUUUGGGCAAUGGUGGGACGAAUCGCGAUGUUGAGGUCGUGUUGCUGGUUUCGUUGCUGUUCUUCUGCUUCGAGAUUCUCGUCAAUGAAGAUGAUCGUGCAACACUGCAUCUUCGAACGGGACUGCGCAUAUUGUACGAAAAGGUGCGGAAGUUGGACGAGUAUCGCAGCCCGGCGAGGGAGGUCGAUGUCGAAGGACAAGAGAAACGAGUUGUGAGAAUACAAACAAGACCGCGGACGAAUCUGGAUGUUCUUUUGCAAACUUUUGUGCGACUUGACGGCGACUUGACGAUCGUCGGUGAUGAGGAACCAUAUCUCUUUCCCGUCUGCCACGAAAAGAUCCCGAGCUCAUUCUUUUGUUUGGAGGAAGCGAUGGUGCAUCUUGACGCGAUUGCGACAGCGGCUCAUGGUGUUUGCAGAGACAUUGUCAUGUUGGCUGACAGAGAACUUGUCAUGAAUCGACCUGAGGUCGACAUCCUGGACGAGGACAUGCGCAAUUGCUUGGCGUGUGCAUACUCUCGCACAAUAUCUUUACCCAAGGAGCACCAACUGCGAUUGGACAAGAUCAAAAGUGAUGUGAACGCAUGGAUGGCUGCGCUUGCUUGUUGGUCUGUUACAGAUGAUAAAGAGCCCGCGCUUUUACUAACACAGAUCAACUUCUUCUAUACCUGGUUCUUGGUGAUGAGCUGGCGAGACGAGAAUGAGAUGCUGAUUGAUCGCUUUGACAGCCAAUUUGAACACAUCUUGGCAUUGAUCGAACAAUACAUCCACGCUCAUGGAGGCUUCGUUGGACAGGAAGAUAUGGUGCUCCAGGCAGAGCAUUUUCCUACAACUCGUCAAGCUUUCACAGUUGGCACUGAUGUCGUUCCAUGCAUCGGAAUGAUCGCAUACAAAUCGCGAAACUCUCGCACAAGACGAAAAGGCCUACGACUCCUACGAGCAAUCAACCUCGCAGGCGUGUUCGACGCACACUAUCUCGCAGCCUUCGGCCAAGCAGUCUGUGAUCUUGAAGAAGAACACGCCCGAGCCAUAAACAACAUCCCCGAAGGCGUCGAUCUCGAAUGCCACCAAGUACCCGAAGAGGCACGUCUAGUAGAAAUCGAACUCGGCGUAACAGAACCUUGCGAAAUGCGAAGCUCAUUCUACAAAGACGACACAGGUCGUCUCAUAUACGCUUACUACAAAGAUCUGGAAACGCGGGAACUGGCAGUCGCCGCCAAACCAUUCAUUGUCAAUCGAUCUCCGAAUUCACAAGGGCCGUUGUAUGCUUGGACAGAUCUACCACCGGGCACGCGUGUGCGAACAUUUGGUCGGGCGCGACUUGAGGCUGUUAUGAGCGAUGACCAUAUUUCUGACUGUUAUGCCGUUCCCGAAACGACUCCACCGGAAUGGGAGCCGCCCAUGCAGUGGGUAGACUGUGAUUUUCCCCUUCCGGAGAAGAAGAUUCCAGUCAUGGAAGACGGAUUGCAUGGCAGAGGGCCGAGCAUACCUGGUUAUCGGAUCCCACGCGAAGGUAGCAGUGGCUCAUCAACGCCUUUGAGUUAUCAUCAGAUGCAUUCGACGAUGCAGAAGCCCGUACAAGUUGGAUACGAGUAAGCUUUUGUCUUCCACGAGUCUGAUUAUGGCUCUGAUGGUGCGGGCGAAGUAGGACCAAACCCGCAGUGAAAGAAGUCAAGUAUACAAGCGAAGGAUCAGCGGAAAAUUGCAAAGUCUCGCCCACGAUUCAGCGGGUGAGAGGAAUCAGGACCAGUUCACCUCAGCAGGGCGAAGAUGCCGAGCACAAACCUUUGGAGCAUGUUGCUGGCAGGUACGCGAACCUGCCUUCGCUGAUCCGAGUCAGACGUGGGAGGCCGGAUGCUUCGCUGCCGAUCCCAAGGAGAGGGAAACCUCGCUGAUUGUGAGGCAUAGGGCGUCGUCCGACGAACUGAUGAAUGUCGCGGGACCGAUCAAGGGUCGGGGCUUGGGACGGCAGUAAUGAGAGCUGAGCUGGUUGCCAUGCGGAUCCCGGAAGAUUAGCUGGAGGAGGAACAGACUUGAAUUCGACAACAUCGAAGGAGGGCAUGCCGAACCUCAGAGUUGAGGUACUCUCGUGAGGCAUCUAAACUCAAAUAUCGGAGCGGGCGAAGUGAGGUGAAGCAAAUCACUAUUGAGAAGGAAAGUGCUGGGAAGAGGAAGGCGAGGCCAGAGAAGUGUUUUGAGCAAACGGCUUGAUACUCUCGUUGAGGCUAUCCCAGCUGGUACGCGAGACGAGACCUGGCAAAAGUGAGGGAAAGGGCAUGCAGUGCCAGAAAUUCCGUGUAGUCGCCCAGCGGCGUCUGGCGGAUGAUGGCGAGUUUUCGAACUUACUGUACAUAUACUUAGCAUUCGCGGAGGUAUGAUCAGUAGCCCUACUGAGUCGAGGUAAUAUCCGAUCAAUCACAUGGCGGCCUACUACUCUUUUGCACAGAUCGUUUGUCGUGGCCGGGACAGGUCGUGCAUCUGCGGCUUGGCGGCACAGAGCAUGAGUUUGUCCGGUUCUACCGUCACCAACCCCAGCCUCAAAUCGCUUGGUCUGCAGCAAUACGGAAUACGAAUCGAGAAUGGCAGAAAUGUUAACGUGUUUGAUAAGCAUGUGAAUCAGAUAGGCAUGUGAAUCAACUUUACGAGGUGGAUAACUUUGAUUCUUGAUAUC